UGCUUUUCCUUUUAAAAGGGCUUUUUCUGCAUAUGUAAAUAAUUUCAACAAUUCUCUUCAUUUCUUAUACCUCUUUGUCGCUUCAAAUUCUGAGAUAUGGAGAGAGAUUUCAUGGGGUUGAACCCUAACAAAGAUGCCACUGUUAAGGAAGAGGUUGUUGAAGGCGUCGUCGAAGAAUCUGGAUUUGCAAGGAGCUCUGGGCCUGCAAACAAGGCGUCUGGCCUCCCUCAGUUUAUGUCAAAGAAUGGGCAGCCUGCAUAUUCUAUGAGUCCAUUUUCCAUGAAGCCACAGUUUCUUGGUGGAAGUACUCAUGCUGGAGUAACUGAACAAUGGAACAAUUCUAAGGCUUCUAAUGCUCCUGCUCAGAUGACUAUUUUUUAUGGUGGAAAAGUGUGUGUCUUUGAUGACAUUUCCCCUGAGAAGGCUCAAGCAAUCAUGCUUUUGGCUGGAAAUGUGUAUGCCCAAUCUAUGAUGGCUCAAUCAAAACUUCACAUGCAAGCACCUGCAUCCAAAGUUCCAGCAGUAGAUCAACCAUUGGUUAACCAAUCCAUGAGCACUCCACCAUGUUCUGGACUCCCAAGCCCUAUGUCUGUUUCUUCUCACCCCAUUGGUCAUUGUGGUGUUCCGGGUACUAACAAUGAUGACAUCAAGGUCUCUAAGACCGCUGGCAUGUCACCUGCCCAUGCUAAUAAUACUGAACCUUCUAGAGUGAUGUCAUCUGUUGCUGCAUCUGCUAUAAUGUCAUCAGCUGUUCCACAAGCAAGGAAAGCAUCACUGGCUAGGUUUCUGGAGAAGCGCAAGGAGAGGGUGAUGAGUGCAGCAGCACCAUACAACCAGGGCAAGAAGACGGCGGAUUGUAAAACGCCAGAGUCGAAUGAUUUUGGAUUCUCAGCUACGUCUACCUUCUCUAGUUCGGUCGCUGUCAGCAAGGAUGACUGAGUGUAAUAUAUGUGAGAUCUUCUCUUAUGUAGCUAAUAAACCCUGAAGUUUGUACUAAUAGCUUGCAUUCUGGUUGUGGAUCUAUAACGUUUAUGAAUUUGGCUAUAUAUAUGUUGUAUAAUUCCCUAAGUUGUUGUAAUAUUAUUUCUAAAAAAUGCAACUCUUGGUAGGCAAACUACCUUAUUUGUAUCUAAUGCCAACUCUAGAUGAUCUAGAACUAUAUCAUGGCUCA
This is a messenger RNA of Salvia hispanica, 1171 nucleotides long. Its product is annotated as protein TIFY 7. Gene Ontology annotation, cellular component: nucleus. NCBI's taxonomy places the organism in Eukaryota, Viridiplantae, Streptophyta, Magnoliopsida, Lamiales, Lamiaceae. The record is from RefSeq and is a predicted model, not a curated record. Gene Ontology annotation, biological process: response to wounding; regulation of defense response; regulation of jasmonic acid mediated signaling pathway.